AUGUGGCUCUUGCUACUGUUACUCCUCCUGCUGGGGUCACAGCACGAGACCUCAGAUCACCCCAAGAGGCGGUCACGGCACGUUGACCUCUUCAACGCUCCACCAAGAAGAGAAGACCGACGCACAGCUGCCGUGCUCGACAACAAGAACACCACGGCGGAGAAGACGGCGAAUGCCACUUUGCAAAGUGGGCUGCAGCGCCCUUUCCCAUCUGCAGCGAUGGUCAAUGUCACCGGCAGUCACAGUUUCAACGCUUCAAGAGGAAGAUUCGCUUUUGACCGAACGGGACGAUCGUCAUCCAAGAGAAGAAAGCAGCAGAGGAUGAAAGCAAAGAAGAUGGCGGUCAAACAUGGCAGAUCUGGUGCGCUGAGCAGGAACAACGCAACGCGUUGUGCAGUGAGAGCACGGGUCUGUUUCCUGCGCUGAGUUUCAGUUCUGUCAUCGAUGGACUUGUCAAAUGCUCUUCACGAGCUCGAAGGCCACACGGUUGCAGGUAAAGACAUGAGCACGGCGGUUGCCCUUCACUCGUGUCCCACCUUUUCAGGCGAUAGCGCUUCCGCUGGCCCUCCGUAUCCUGACAACACCCUUUCAACGUACCUGUUCAAUUCCCGGGGAGGUCGCUCCAACUGGCUGAACCUGCUGGCCCGUGUGCGCUCGCUUCCACGGCCUCUCCUUCUCUUUCACGCGCUGCGCGCAUGGGGAAGCCCGUAUGUCCAUCAAUCUGUCGAUAAAGUGGUAGGUGCACAAGCAGCAAACACGGAGGUGAGCGGCAGCCGCCCGAUUCUGUUUGUGCACUUCGCUUCAGGAACUGUACAACUUGUUACGUGCCUUUCUGCCUGACUGCGAGAGUCAAGUCGAUGUUCUCGAGGGACUGCUGCUUGCUGGGGUGAGUCUUAAAGACGGCAGUAUGCUCUUCUCCCAGGAGAUGGCCAGCCGUGCUGUCCUUCCCUCCUGUUUGUCAGGCAAAAGAGGAGAAUUGUCCAUGGAAGGAUUCCGCGUCUGUCGAGGGCCUUCACCUGCACGACCUUAGCUACGAGACAUACAUGGGAUGUUGGGAGGCAACGAAAGAGUCUCAAUGCUGUAAACAACAGGAGGCACGGCUUUGAGGGCAACGUGUGCAGGCAUGCGCUUGUUUGUCAGUUUGUUCGAUGCGUCGCGUGGAGGAAGCUUUGAAUCGCUUUCCCGAAGCGGAGUUCCUGUACAACUGCAUCGUGCUGCAGCCACGAUGGUCGACUGUUCUAUCGAUCGCAAGCCUGCAGGAAGAGAUCUGCACCACUCUGGACCUCAUACGCACUGGCAAGCUGGGGGCGGAGGCUCACAAAGCCGCAACCUUCCUGCAGCUAGAAUACAUCAACAAUCGCACCUCUGCUGUGCUGAAAUCGCAACAAAUCUCUGAGCUUCGAACAAUAGAAGCUCAAGGGUCGCUGGAAGGGAGAAUGAUGUGCGUACGCGUGUCAAUGAGUCAGGAUAUUUUUGAAUAUCCCGAUGCUUCUGAGAGAGCCCUUUUGCGUCUUGAGCAACAAAUAAAAAUCCCAAACAUGAUCAAGAAAGAGGUGAGAAGGUGACACAGGCCAAGACACUGUCGAUGGCAUGCUUUUGUGUGUCAUCAGCAAUUCUUUUCAUUUUUUCUGAAGCUGAUGCCCUACCGACGAAUCACAUAUCCAUCCAAUCACUGCAGCUUCAUCGAGCACGCAUCCGCUGAAGACUCCUCCCUCUCAAUUCACCGGUCCGCCAAGCGGCCGCCGAAGCGUCGUGUGCUGAAGCCACGGGAGAGUCAGCGGUCGCCGCACAGCGGUCUGAGACACCUGCCGCCUGAGGAGCAGGCGAGAAUGGUGGUGUGGCGCCUCAGCCAAAGGGAAUAUAUCUACGAUGCCUGGGUCUACCUUGUCUCUGGGGUGCGCAUGAUAUGAAAAACGUUGCAGAGACACAGGGAGGAGUCAAUUGCAUGCGUCCGCAGGGCGAAGAGGGUGUGACCCGCAAGUCCUUCUGCCACGCUGUUCAUGGGGUGCGCACGUCCCCUGACAAGUGCUUCUAGUCGGUGGAGAUCGGCCCGCUUUUCGACGAAGACGAGGACUACUUCACCUUCGGCAAUGACCCAUGCAAGAAGAUCAAACCAAGUAAAUGACGGACUGAAUGCAAUCUCAAUUGUCUGAGCUUCGAUGGGUGUUGCUUGUAUGCACUGCUAUGCAGUGGAAUGUAAGGACGACGCGAUGAUCAAAGCUUGUGGCGGCAAUGGCCUCGAGAUUGGCCGCCCUUGGGGCAAAUGCCGCCUCCUUGAUGCAGAGACCAAAGUAAGAGCACCUUGAUGGCGAUGAGCUGCUUCCGUCCCUACAAUGCAUUUGGUAUCUGUGUCAGGAGUAUAGGUGCAGGUGCAAGGAGGAUGAGGGGUUUGAAGAGCGAUCCAAUAAAGAUGGCAAGUCAGAAUGUGUCGGUGAGUACUGCUUGCACAAUGGACGACACUCAGUCUCACCGAACGAAUGUCUCUCCUUCAGCUCCCUGUGAAGGCAUGGGCCACCGUCUGUGUGGCGCCCACAUUGACCCAAGUCCUGGCACGUGUAACGAAGAGACAGAGGAGGAGGACAUCGCGCACUUAGGGCACUACACCUGCAAGUGCGAUCCGAAGAGGGCUGUCGACGGAUGGGACGAUCUAAGCAACACACCAACAUGCGACAGUAGACACGCGAUGAUCCACACUUGGGUUGUGUCUCAUAUACACGAUUGUCUGUUGGGCAGAGAAGAAGGAGUGUGGUCGCAAUGAGGAUCGGGUAGAGGGUGAGAAGUAUGGCGCAUGUCGUGGCCCCGCACUCGUAGACCACUACUAUCGAGGGCAAUGCUGGCGCCUAGACAGAUUUGCCCCCGGCGUAAGCACAUAGAGCAUGACACGCACAAGAUUGCACGCACCAACAUGGAUGGGUAUACGAAUGCAGGAAUAUGACUGUGACUGCUAUGAGGACAAGCACUACAGGGUCCUCUACAAGAAAUCAGACGAGGCCAAAAACGCCACGAACCCUGGAGAGAUGAAGCAGAAGGCCUUCUGUGCAGGCAAGUCGACGGAAACAUGUCCCCGCCAGCAUGCAAUUUCUCAUUGUGUCGCCCAUUUGCAGCUGAUUGCGAGGCGCUUGGCAAUGCAAUGUGCGGCGUUCAUGAGACACCGCCACAUGGAUGCACUGACGAUGAUAAGACCCUUGAGCAGUCCGCGGUGCACGCAUAUAGAUGCCCUGAUUGCGACACCACCGAGAUAUACGAGGCAACACGAACUGAAUUCUGCCCACGUGAGACACAGGCUGCUCACGUUCGUCAGCUAGGAUGGGCGAAAAUGCUUCAUGCAUGUGCUCGCGAUUCAUUCGUGUGACCGUGAACGGGCAUGUGCGACCCACAGGAGAGUGCUCUGAUGAGGAAAGCCAUCGCUGGUGUGGCGGCCCACAGGAAGCGGAGCUCUCUUGGGGCACAUGUAUUGCAGACCCCCUCAUCCACGGCAAGUACGAAUGCAGACCCAGCGACGGGUUUGUUGCAGUCGAAGCUGACGCCCUCAAGCUGAAGAGGGGCUACGAGGAGCUCUUUGAAGAGGGGCUUGAGCAGUCAGCUGUCGUUGGUCGUAGCUAUGAGUACAAGAGCAAGGCUGAGCAUGCGGCGGGAGCAACCUCUGAAGAGGAAAAGGAGCAUAAAGGGGUCACCCCUGGAUACGUCGGCAACAUGACUAUCCCCUCGGCGAAGGAAGGGCCCAGCUUUAAACAGUUCUCUCAAGGUAUGAAUGAGCCAGCCAAGAGCCCUUCUACAACGGUUGCCUUCUUGUCCUCUGCUGUCCAUCAGCUCGAUGCCCGAAAUUGGGCGAUUCGCUAUGUCAAGGGCAGAAGCCACCCGCGACCGUCAGCGACGAAGAUGCACUUGGGUGGUGUGAGCCUUUGCACACCCGGGAUUUCACAUCACCGGUCGGCUAUAAAUGCCACUGCGAUCCAAAGAAAGCUAGGCCACGGCUAAAUACCGAGUAUCACCUGCCGACGUGUGCUGGUGAGCGUCGCAUUGAUUUCGAGAAGUAAGUGUUUUUGGACAGUGUGCCUCUGUCUUAUUUCGCACAGGCAAGUUUGCCUGCGGCGCGGAUGAAAGCAGAGUGUGUGAAGGACCAGCACCCUCAGAGUGGAUGGACAAUACAGGCGCGGCACAUGCUGGAAAAUGCCUGAUUUCGAGGCCGGGGUGACGAUAAAUACGGAGAAUGCUCCAACCACUGCAGUCAUUGUUCACUAUUUCUGCCAGGAAUAUGAGUGCGAUUGUCUCGUCGAUAAACACUAUCUCCCCUUAUCGGAGGAUAAAGCAGCAAUCACAGGACAGGAAUCGGGAGACGCAGCUGUCAGAUACUGCGGAGGUGAUUUGUUGACUUGCACGUACGUCCACCUGUCGUGUCUCUUCUGCUCUUUGCCUGGCCUUGCAGCCACCUGCGAAGCCCUUGGAUUCGACAUGUGUGGCGGACCGAAGCGACAUGACAACCCUUUCCAGAAGCGAGGAGAGUGCAUAGCAAAUGAUGAGUCAUACGGGUCGACUCCUUCAGUGUCAUACACUUGUGAUUGCACCGGUGCGAAAAGUGGAAUCGCUCUCCGCACACCCCAGGUGCAUCCACAUUCAAAGACACCAUACUGUAAGCCGAUGUGAGAGGUGCGAAGCUGCUGGCCUCUGUCAUUCUGUCAUGUCUCUGAUUGACUUGUAGGCCAAGGCGCCGGAUGUAAGCUGUACAUAAAUGUGGUGAUCCCGUAGAGGAUAUUAGCAACUUGAUGUCUCCCCUCUGCAUUACUGUCAGUCGCUUGCACCGACGUGGCUCGUCUCAAUUGUCGCGGACACCACUCGGAGUUCUUCAGGGGGGAAUGCCUAUUAGAUCCUGUCGAUGAGAGGCAGCACACGUGUGAUUGCAACUACCAUCGACCUGGGUCCAGCUUAUUUACAGACAGACACGGCGACAAAUGCAUCGGUAAGAUGUCGCUGGUGUCUGUCAUUGCGGCAUGGAUCUCUCUCAUUCCGUACUUCGCUGGCAAUGUGAUCAAUGUCAGGCACCUGCGAGAAGCUGGGCAGCUUCCUUUGUUCCGGCAAGGACGAGUUCAUCGAGCUAGAGGGAGAUGCGUAUGAACAGAAGAUGCAACAAUAUCGCAACGAGAUAGAGCAUGGUUCACCCAUCGAUGAGAAGCUUCAUUGAUUGGUCCAGCCCUGCAUGAGAAAGUAGGCGGAUUGUUGCUUACAGGCACUUGUAUCGAGCAUGGCGUCAAGGACGGUGAAUACAAAGGCGACUACAGCUGCGGCUGCAAGGAGGAAAAGGCUGACCUUGCUGUCCAUCCAAAGACAAUGACUCAAAUGUGCCUAGGUAAGAAUCAGGCAGUAAAGGUGCAAUGCCCGGCCGGCGCUUACGCUCGACUUGUCUGUUUCUGCUGCAGCCAAGGACUUUGACGGCUGCGAUGACACGAAAAACGAUCGAGCCUGCAUAGGGCCUCCUGGCGUCACAGAGCAAUACGAGCGGGGGAAAUGCUAUGUGCUCAAGACUUUUCGCCCAGGUGUACACUCGCAGCACUACAUAUACUGUCCUUGACUCUGCUCCACUGCUCUUCAGGAAUACAAGUGCUAUGCCUGGCCCGGCAAAGCGCUAAAUAAUGCGAGGUAUCCAGUGGAGCUGACCAGCGGCGAGCACAACAAAAAGGAGAUAUGCGUCGGUAAGACGGAUGACUCAAUCCUUGUCACCCCAUUGAUCAACACAGCGUGUGUCUCUGUCCUUUUGUUCCCUUGUGUGCGCAGCGAACUGUGCUGCCCUUGGAAGCAUUAUGUGCAGAGGCCCCACUUUGGACAAACCGAGGGGCACCUGCCAUCAGAGCAAGCAGGAGCUGCACAAGCCUCCUCUCCGCGCCUAUACUUGCACCUGCAGCCAUAGAUAUGCCCUGGAAGAGCCGCAGAUGCAUCCAAGUGCCAAGACGCAGUAUUGUCGCGGCGCUGCAGAGUCGUGUGAUGCGGAUGGCAUCAAGAUGUGCAGAGGCGAAAGGAACGACGCAUUUCAUAGAGGCAUGCAACUAGCAAACAGACAAAAUACACUUGUCAUUUGGGUGAGUCUCGUUCUGUAACUUACUUGCCCAGGCGAGUGUCUGCUUGCGGAGAAUGAAUUGAAUGAUGUUCUGAGAGAGAUUCAUGGCCGAGACUUUGACAACUUCGACAAGACGAACUUCGAUUACCUUUUGAUGGACCCGCAGCCGUAUGACUGUGCCUGCAAGGCAGAAUUCGGCUUCGUCCCUCACCCUGAAAGCACCAAGCAGAAAUGCAUCGGUCUGUAAAGACUUCGCCACACCACACAUUUCUGUUGAGUGAUUGUGUGUUACAGGAAAGUGUUCCUACCUUGGCUAUCAUCUGUGUGCUGGCGAAGAGCUCCAUCGAAGUGGUGGCAAGAUGGUUCCCUUCCGGGCUGAUAAGCCAGACAAGGAGACGACAAUCGACAAGUACGGCGCUUGCAUCGAUGACGAGAGCACAGAGGGAGGCGACUACCGCUGCAAAUGCGUCGACCGUUACACGAUCCCGGCCGAGAAUCGGUACACACGUACACAAUCGUGCCGGCGCAAGCGGAUGGGAUGUGUGGGACUUGGAGACAUUCCAUUGAGGGCAUGUCAUGGGCCUUCCGACAGUCCAGCUUUCAGGAGAGGCGAGUGCUGGCAGUCAAGUGAAAGCGAGGUGCGAACAACCGAUGAAGCAAGCAAACAUAAUGACCACUUACUCUUUUCUAUCCCUAUAGCCAUACAGCUGCAACUGUUACGAAGAAUCAUUCAACAAGCUGAUUCUCACACCCCCUGCCGACCAAAUCGUCUGCGCAGGUGACGGUCAUCGAUCAGCCUUUCAAGUUGUAUGAUGCCUCAUACAACCGUCUGUGUUUCUGCAGCGACUUGCGAGUCGCUUGGAAAUUUAAUGUGUGGAGUCGAAAAGGGAUUUGGCAAGUGUGAAGGAAACUUUGGGAACAGCAUAUAUGACGAAUUGAUGGCUAUGCCUCCCGCGUACGCUUACAAGUGUCGGUGCGAUCGUGAAAAGGCGGAGGAUGUCAGAAUUCACCAAAUCGCCAAGACAGAGUUUUGUUAAGGUUGGAGACACCACCCCGGCCAGAAUUAUCAUACAUCCUGUCAUCGCUUGUGUGUCCUGUCUGUUAGGCUUCUGUCUGAAUCCUACCUUACGGGCAUCAUGUCAGGGCCCCCACAGUCCCCUUCUUGAAGUCGAGGAAACGCCAGAGUCAAAAAGCGACCUUAUGCUAUUCGGCGAAUGCAUCGAGUCGCCAUCAGUCAACGACGUCAAAGAGGCUCAAAAACAAUGCGAAUGUAAGGACGGCUUCAAGGCUAUCACUGCGACGAUCGAGGGGAAAGAGCGACAGAUAUGUGCCGGUAAAUCAACUCUGCCGCUCACAAACAACAAGCCAGCUCCCGAGACUCGCCGAAUGUGUUUCAUGUUCAGCGACAUGCGACGACAAUGGUCAAGGGAUCGGCAAGAAACUCUGUGCCGGUGGUACGACAGAUCGCAUGCCGAAGAAUCCGAUUGGUAUAUAUUGACAGAAGUGGUUAAGCUCACUUGAUUGCGUACUGGCCUUCUCUAUGUAGCAAGUGCAUCCCUCAUUCGGGCGAGAACUUACGAAGUCCCUAUGCCAAUUACGACUGCCAAUGUGACGAUCCCGACAACUAUGGCUUUCAUGAACACUACAAUUUGCCUCUCUGCCGCGGUACAUGUACACGUCUCAUUAGGGACAGCUCAUAUCCUCCUUGCGAACCAUGUUGCAGAGAAGAGAAGCUGUGAGGAGACUCCGGAUGGCCGCAGGUGGUGCGCCGGCCCAUCACUAAAGCAAGCUGAGAACAAGUACAAGAAAUACGUGCGGGGCCUCUGCUGGAGACACGAGAAUUUUCAGAGCGAGGUGAGCGUAAAAUGAUGAAUUACUCCAUAGCUGCUCCUAAUGAGGCCGUUUCCUUUUCGUGGUCAGCAAUAUGAGUGCACGUGCCAGCAUCCAUACAAGCGGCUGCUGUUUGACGGGGAUAAAAUCGUUGUUGGGGAUAAAUCAUUGACCAAUAUCAACAAUGGACUGAACUCCCGUUCUGCGCAGGUGCGCGGUCACAAGGAGUGUAUCCAUAGGGCAGCAAGCAGCCACCCUGACUGCGGGCUUGUAUCUCAUCUUGUGGCCUGCGUGUUGUCAGCGGACUGCGAGGCUCUCGGCAAGGACAUGUGCGGUGGCAAGGAAGGCCGAAAGGGCACGUGCAUUAAGGGCGACAUCUCUACUGACGCAGGCGCCAUCAGGGAGUCCCCCAGCCAGUCAUAUGAUUGUAAGUGCGACACUGAGUAUGCGCUGCCGACGCCCGAGACCCACCCAAUCACGCAGACCCCCUUCUGUAGAGGCGCUGGAAGUGAGCAACGGCUCCACUCUCAAUUGGCUCCAUGUGUGUCUCAGCAUGCUGUCUGUCUGUGCUCUAUGCAUAUUGUAGAAUCGUGUCCUGAGGCCCUGGAGCGGCCUUGCAGUGGAGAGAAAGCCGACUACAGCAAAUACCCGCGAGCCAAGAGAGGAAAGUGUGUGCUUGACGAAUGGGACCUGGACCUCUCUCGCUGUGAGUGCAACGCAGACCUCGGCUACUUCCCUUCGACCAGCAAUAAGAAAUGCCUGGGUGAGCAGCCACCAAGUGUGAGGAAGAAAUUCAGAGAGAAACAGCUCUUUGUUGCAGGCAAAUGCAAGGGACUCGGUGACUAUCUCUGUGCGGGACUGGACAUCAUCACCGCCAGAGACCCGCACGCCGUCAUGAACAAGCUGCCUGGAGGCCGCUCGAAACCGGAGAUGCACAUCGGGACUUAUCAGGAUGAAGAUGACGAUGACUACCAGCGCACCUGCAAGAAGGACAUCCCAGACCACUUAGGAGUUGUGAUGGGGACACAACAAACCAUCAAGACACAGAUGUGUCAGUGCGUGGAGGGUUUCCAACUGGGCAUUGACAAGACCACCAGAGCACAGAAGUGUUUCGGUAGGCACAGAUAGGAAACACGGAGGGACGUAAUGCAUUGUAUGCCGCUGCAUUUGUCCAUCUGUACUGUCCUGCAGUCACGUGCGAUCCAUACGGCAAGCGGCUGUGUGGGGGAUCCAAACAACAUAACAAAGACAGAACACCAGGGAAAGCAGAGCUCGGUCAGCGCCGCUGAGCAGCUGAUCAAUGCUGUCGGUUCUGCGUAUCUAUGUGUCUGCACCUGGUUGCCACACAGGGACGUGCAGCCAUGGACCCGACGGCGAUUACCAGUGCACCUGCCAUGACAAGAUUGCAUUUCGAGACUUCUACACUGGGUUCAAGGGCCGAAAGCUGCACAUGUGUCAGGCGCGAUGCUCCGAGGAAUAUCAGAGAAACUGCGAGGGCCCUUUUAAGAAAUGGGGUACAUGUGACCAAAUGGACAACGAGAAUGACGUAAGCCGUGUCGACCUGUCGCGGCCGGUCUUUGCUAUGUCGCCGUUUUGCGUCUUCUCAGGCGUACACUUGUACUUGUGUCGGGGAGAAAUUCAACGACAAGAUUGUAAGAGGGACGAACGCCAAGAAGAAAUCCGUCUGCCACGGUGAUGGGAGGCAAGCAGGCAGGCAGCUGUGUCGUGCCAAGCGUUCAGCCGAGGCCGGCCUUGCUUUUGUGCUUUCUUUCUUAAGCGACGUGCGCGAGCCUCGGCAAGGAGCUGUGCCAGGAAGACGAAGACGGAGGUCUGGGCACCUGCCACGAUGACACCCUCGACAAAGACGGCCAUUACAGGUGCACGUGCAACGACAACAUUGAGUCGGGCACGGAUCCUUUCUAUGGGACCCCGCUAUGCAAAAGUCAGGGAGCCCUCUUGAUGCAACGUCCAAGCGGACUCAUUUAUCCUUCUUUCCUCUGUGCGUGCGAUCGUGUCCAGAACCUCAAGAUUGCGAGUCUGACGGCAAGCGAUGGUGCGCCGGCCCGUCACUGCAACAGGACCGCGAAGAGUACAAGACGUACGUGCGGGGCAACUGCUUUCGAUUUGAGGGCAGCAAGGAGGUGAGAGUGGAGACCAUUGAUGAGUCAACGACUUGCGUCUUGCAUAACUCUGCCUGUCUGUCUUCGUAGGCGUACAAGUGCACCUGCAAUGACAGCUACAAGCAGCUCAAGUUCGUCAAGGACAGAAAAACACAAGACGGCUACUACCAGAAAGAGGGCCUUCCGUUCUGCGCAGGUGCGCGGUGACAAGGAGUGUCUCCAGUCACCAUCACUGCCGGCUUGUAUCUCAUCUUGUGGCCUGCGUGUUGGUCAGCGGACUGCGAGGCUCUCGGCAAGGACAUGUGCGGUGGCAAGGAAGGCCGAAAGGGCACGUGCAUUAAGGGCGACAACUCUACUGACGCAGGCGCCAUCAGGGAGUCCCCCAGCCAGUCAUAUGAUUGUAAGUGCGCCACUGAGUAUGCGCUGCCGACGCCCGAGACCCACCCAAUCACGCAGACCCCCUUCUGUAGAGGCGCUGGAAGUGAGCAACGGCUCCACUCAAUUGGCUCCAUGUGUGUCUCAGCAUGCUGUCUGUCUGUGCUCUAUGUAUGUUAUAGAAUCGUGUCCUGAGGCCCUGGAGCGGCCUUGCAGUGGAGAGAAAGCCGACUACAGCAAAUACCCGCGAGCCAAGAGAGGAAAGUGUGUGCUUGACGAAUGGGACCUGGACCUCUCUCGCUGUGAGUGCAACGCAGACCUCGGCUACUUCCCUUCGACCAGCAAUAAGAAAUGCCUGAGUGAGCAGCCACCAAGUGUGAGGAAGAAAGUCAGAGAGAAACAGCUCUUUGUUGCAGGCCGCUGCAAGGGACUCGGUGACUAUCUCUGUGCGGAACUGGACAUCAUCGGCGCUGAAAAUCCAAACGCCGUCAUGAACAAGCUGCCUGGAGACCCACAGAAGCGCAUCGGGUUUUGCGAGCCACGAGAGGACGAUGACUACCUGUGCACAUGCAUAGCUCACACCAAGCCGGAGUACUCAGCGGUUACGACGGGGCACGGGGUAAUUGGCUACAUGCAGAUGUGUCAGUGCGUGGAGGGUUUCCAACUGGGCAUUGACAAAACUGGAGACCAGAAAUGCUUCGGUAGGCACAAACAGGGAAGGAAAUAAUGCAUUGUAUGCCGCUGCAUUUGUCCAUCUGUACUGUCCUGCAGUCACGUGCGAUCCAUACGGCAAGCGGCUGUGUGGGGGAUCCAAACAACAUAACAAAGACAGAACACCAGGGAAAGCAGAGCUCGGUCAGCGCCGCUGAGCAGCUGAUCAAUGCUGUCGGUUCUGCGUAUCUAUGUGUCUGCACCUGGUUGCCACACAGGGACGUGCAGCCAUGGACCCGACGGCGAUUACCAGUGCACCUGCCAUGACAAGAUUGCAUUUCGAG
Molecule: messenger RNA, 11369 nt
Organism: Vitrella brassicaformis
Lineage: Eukaryota; Vitrellaceae
Source: the annotation of a GenBank genome assembly